Vigna unguiculata (cowpea) is the source of this 1062-nucleotide messenger RNA. RefSeq names its product allene oxide cyclase, chloroplastic-like. The record is from RefSeq and is a predicted model, not a curated record. Gene Ontology annotation, molecular function: allene-oxide cyclase activity. NCBI's taxonomy places the organism in Eukaryota, Viridiplantae, Streptophyta, Magnoliopsida, Fabales, Fabaceae. Gene Ontology annotation, biological process: jasmonic acid biosynthetic process.
UGUAGCCACCACUUUGCACUAUAUAUAGCAAAACCACCUUUACCUUCUUCACAUCACACAUUCCAUACAUAACCUUCUCUUUUCUUCUCAUCUAAAAACACUCUCAGCACAAACUUAACCAUGGCAACCACCUUCUCAAGCCAUGCCAUCAAAACCAUCCCUUCUGUCACUACCAAACCAUCUUCGUUCCUCACACCCUCAAAUAUCAAACUUUCAUCUCCAUUCAACCAUUCUCUCACCAAAACUCUCAAGCUUAACUCCACUUUGCCACACUCUUCUUUCACUUCAGUUCCCAAGAAAUCUUUCACUUGCAGAAGCCAGACUCAGCCUGUUGACUCUGAAAAAGUCCAAGAACUAAGUGUGUACGAAAUCAACGAGCGAGACCGUGGAAGCCCUGUUUACCUUAGAUUGAGCUAUAAAACUGUCAAUUCUCUUGGUGAUUUGGUCCCCUUCAGCAACAAGUUGUACACCGGAGAUCUACAAAAGCGCAUUGGCAUAACAUCUGGUAUUUGCAUUUUGAUACAAAACAAAGCUGAGAAAAAAGGGGACAGGUAUGAAGCAAUCUUCAGCUUCUACUUUGGAGAUUAUGGUCACAUAGCAGUGCAGGGACCUUACCUAACUUAUGAGGAUUCAUAUUUGGCUGUGACGGGUGGAUCUGGAAUUUUUGAGGGAGUUAAGGGUCAAGUAAAAUUGCAUCAAAUUGUGUAUCCUUUCAAAAUUUUAUACACAUUCUACUUAAAAGGUAUUAAAGAUUUGCCUCAAGAACUUCUUGUGAAGACGGUUGAACCCAUUCCAUCUGUUGAAGCUUCCCCUGCUGCUAAAGCCCUUGAACCCCAUGCCACCCUUGCUGGUUUCACAGAUUAAAGUUCAACUUCUUUUUGUAGUUUGAUAUAAGUUUCUGAAUAAUAAGUGGGUGUUUGAUGCUUUUCUUUUGGUAGUGGAGUUUCUGAAAAAGUUGACAUUGAUCCACUAGUCGUAUUUAAACAAAUAUCUUAUGUAAUUUGUAUUUGCCAUCAUUGGUGUUGGAUUAUUUAUAUGUUUUAGCUACUCUUUCUUAUGUCU